Messenger RNA from Hydra vulgaris (swiftwater hydra), 504 nucleotides. RefSeq lists its product as uncharacterized. The record is from RefSeq and is a predicted model, not a curated record. Lineage: Eukaryota; Metazoa; Cnidaria; Hydrozoa; Anthoathecata; Hydridae.
AUGGCAAUUAUUAAAAAGUAUGGUAAACCAGAUCUUUCUAUUACUUUUACUUGCAACCCAAAAUGGCGUGAAAUAGCAGAAAAUUUAUAUCCGGGUCAGACUGCGAAUGAUAAACCUGAUUUGGUUACUCGAGUGUUUAAACUCAGGUUAAAUAACCUCCUCAAUGAUAUAUUCAAACAUGGUGUAUUAGGAAAAGUUGUAACGUAUGUUCAAGUUGUCGAGUUUCAAAAGCGUGGUUUGCCCCAUGCCCACAUUUUACUUCAUUUUGCUAAUAAUGAUAAACUUGAAACCGCACAGGAUAUUAAUAAUUUAGUAUGUGCAGAAAUUCCAGAUCCGAUUGGUAAUCCUGAACUUUAUGAUAUUAUUAAAACUUGCAUGAUUCACGGCCCAUGUGGAAUACUGAAUCCUAAUUCUUCCUGCAUGAAAGAUGUCGUGUGCUGCAAAAGUUAUCCUAAGGAAUUUAAUGCUAACACAGUAGCCGUUCACAAUGGCUAUCCACGCUAG